This is a messenger RNA of Pieris macdunnoughi, 999 nucleotides long. The record is from the annotation of a GenBank genome assembly. NCBI's taxonomy places the organism in Eukaryota, Metazoa, Arthropoda, Insecta, Lepidoptera, Pieridae.
AUGUGCAGGCCCCGUUCAUUGAUACCAGCGUCGAAGUCCAGGCCUCUCCUAUCGACUUUGGAGCCACCCCACCAGGAGUUCUUUGCGGACUCAUGGUGGUGUUUUCCAUUUGAGGCCAUGGAGUCACUAUCGGUACAUUUAAUGUGGGUUGCUGCAGCCACCUACUGCGCUAUGUUGGCGCCGAAGAGUCUUCUCGCGACUCUAAUUGGCGUAUUGGGAAUGGCUCAUUUUAGUCUUGGCCGUGGAAGUGGAAGUUUUGGCGGAGGUUUGUUAAUUGCAUCACUGGGUACCCGAGAAGCCUUCAGAUACAUGGGGUUGAUAGCUUUCUUGGGCGGAGUGCUUUACGGUCUCUUACACUAUUUCUGGUUAAGAAAUAUCAAUAUGAAAGCGAUGCCAGAGAUAUCGGAGCCGGAUACAGAAAGUGGUGAAGGCGAUAAGCUAAAUGGUGAACCUCUUAGAAAGGAUGCUGAGACGAUGGUAUCUUUGGAGCGGCUGCAUAUGAUUACUAGAUAUAAUCCUCUGGGUUCUUUGCAUUCAUUAUCCAGAGGAUCUAGGGCCAGGCUAUCCCAAGGCGACAUCAACGAACUAUGUCGCAGCAGAAGCGGGAGUAACAGCCAGCGGCGGUGCAGCAACAUCGAAAUAUCUCCAAAAUCCCAAAGCUCUGCUUCCAAGGUUGAUCUUCUACGUUCAGCCCUUGAGGUCUCUCAUCAACAGGCUAAGGGGCACAUAUCGAACCCGGUUCUGUCUAAUAGGACUACAGCUCAUCCUUAUAAGUUAGCAAACAGUGCUCCAAAACUAACACAGCGCAUAAACAUAUCGCAGCCGGCACUGGUUGAGUUUGACAGCCGUCGAAGAGACUCGAUACCAGAGGAGGCUGAUGAAGACAAACUCGUACCAGCGAAGUGUAAAACUAAGAGAAUCCCACCACCACCCACUUACGACGAGGCAACCCGUGAGAAAAGGAAAAGUUGGCACUCGGACGAUAGUACUCCCACAUAA